Aureobasidium melanogenum CBS 110374 is the source of this 1179-nucleotide messenger RNA. RefSeq lists its product as uncharacterized. The transcript has 4 exons. Lineage: Eukaryota; Fungi; Ascomycota; Dothideomycetes; Dothideales; Saccotheciaceae. The record is from RefSeq and is a predicted model, not a curated record. Bases 1 to 1179 code for a protein of 392 amino acids.
AUGCCAACGAAGAGUUUACUGCUCGUGUUCAUCCACGGCUUCAAGGGAGGGGACCACACAUUUGAUGGCUUUCCGGAUCACUUCAGAACCCUUGUGCAGAAUGCUCUGCCAAAGAUCAAUGUUCUGUCUAUCGUCUAUCCUAAGUUCGAAACUCAGGGCGAUCUAAACGAAUGUGUGGCCAAGUUUCACGGAUGGUUACUUAACAAGUGCAUCGACCUGGAAGUCGCGAAUGGCACCCCGUCACCAACUAUCGAUCCGUCAGUGAGGGUUGUUCUUGUCGGUCAUUCGAUGGGCGGUAUCGUAGCUGCAGAGACUCUGCUAAGCAUUGCUCGUGAUCCACCUGUACCCUCGAUACCAUCUCAGGACACCGAUCCAGCUAAAGCUCCAGAAUUCUUGUUCCCUUAUAUCCAGGCUGUGCUUGCCUUUGACACCCCCUAUCUAGGUAUACAUCCUGGUGUUGUAGCGCAUGGUGCAGAAGAGCAUUACAAUACAGCUUCUGCCGCUCUGAACGCCUACAACCAAGCAUCUCAGUUCUUUGGUCUCGGAAAGUCCUCCACACCAGCGCCUCCCACAAAAGUUCCUGCAGGCGCUCUUCCACCGCCAGAGGCUGGUGGAUGGGGAAAAUGGGGCAAGUACGCCAUGUUUGCAGGUGGCGCCGCAGCAUUAGCAGCAGCUGGUGGUGCCGCAUGGCAGAAUCGCGAAAGCAUCUCCAAAGGCUGGGCCUGGGCAGGAGGACAUCUUGAAUUCGUCGGCUGUCUCGCCCGUGGUGCUGACCUGACCAAACGUGUCGAAAGCGUCGCCGCCCUCAGUUCUUCUCACAAAAUUGGGUUCGCCGACUUUUACACCUGCCUCGACACAAACAAGCAAGGAAAGACCUACUACUCGGAGCAACUACUGGGUGAAGAGAGAACCUUUUGCGUAGUGCCAAAAGAGGCAAAGGAACAACGAGGCACCUGGGUCAAAUGCAUCAACGAGAAAGCGAGUAACGAAAUUGCCGCUCACGUUGCCAUGUUCACGCCCAAAGACAACCCCGAUUACUACGCCAUGGCCGAUAGAGCAAAGGUUGUUUUGGUAAAAGCGGUGGAUAUGGAGUGGUAUGAGAGCUCUUCUGCAACUCCUGAAGCGACCCCCGAACCCGAGAAGCAGAGUCAGUCAGGCGCUGAAUCUGCGCAGGCCUGA